AUGGACUUCGUCAUGAAGCAAGCGUUAGGGGGGGCCACCAAGGACAUGGGGAAGAUGCUGGGUGGAGAGGAAGAGAAGGAUCCCGACGCGCAGAAGAAGGAGGAGGAGCGGCAAGAAGCACUUCGCCAGCAGGAGGAGGAGCGGAAGGCCAAGCACGCCAGGAUGGAGGCCGAGAGGGAGAAGGUCCGGCAACAGAUCCGGGAUAAGUACGGCCUGAAGAAGAAAGAGGAGAAGGAGGCGGAGGAGAAGGCGGCGAUGGAGCAGCCGUGCGAGGGCAGCCUGACGCGCCCCAAGAAAGCCAUCCCGGCGGGCUGCGGGGACGACGAUGACGAGGAGGAGGAAAGCAUCCUGGACACGGUGCUCAAGUACCUGCCCGGGCCCCUCCAGGACAUGUUCAAGAAGUAA
Messenger RNA from Emys orbicularis (European pond turtle), 405 nucleotides. It is a transcript of the gene CPLX2, whose product is annotated as complexin 2. Bases 1 to 405 code for a protein of 134 amino acids. Gene Ontology annotation, molecular function: syntaxin binding. Lineage: Eukaryota; Metazoa; Chordata; Testudines; Emydidae. The transcript is spliced from 3 exons. Gene Ontology annotation, cellular component: SNARE complex; terminal bouton. The record is from RefSeq and is a predicted model, not a curated record. Gene Ontology annotation, biological process: regulation of neurotransmitter secretion; synaptic vesicle exocytosis; neurotransmitter transport.